Messenger RNA from Klebsormidium nitens, 2022 nucleotides. The record is from the annotation of a GenBank genome assembly. Lineage: Eukaryota; Viridiplantae; Streptophyta; Klebsormidiophyceae; Klebsormidiales; Klebsormidiaceae.
UUUGACAGUGGGCAAGGGGAAAGGGGAAAGCGCGCAAAGCAACUCAUGCAGGGCGCUACAACCUGUCCUAUAGUACUGCUCUAGACCUUGCAUUCUCAGUCCUGUGGCUGUGGGUGGUGCACUGCCAAGCGUUGUGCAAGCCAGCUUUCAGAAUGAAGAUAAAGUUUUCAGAACUGUGAAGCAAAUCUUGGACAAAGCUUCUACCCAGGCUCUGGAGAUCCUGCAAAUUAGGUCGUAUUACCCUCCUGUCUUCUGAGCUGUUUUUACCCAGGUGCAGACGAUGAGAGAAUUGUCAAUACAUCCAGUGUGCUGUAGCUACUAGCCAGUACUGUAUGCUGAACAAGGAGGGGCCUAUCUGUACUUGACCUAGGCUUUCUCUUUCACUGGAUUGCUGAACAGGAGAGAUGUGGUUCACAGCUUAGACAAUUUCCAAAGAUGAGCACUAGAUGUACGGUUGUUUCCAACCGGCCAAUCGGUGCAGGCCUCUGCUUGGAAAGGAUUUUUGCAAAGAAGACUGAGCCGCUCUUGCCCAACUCAAGUCCAGCAAUCCCGAAUGAAAGCCGGAGAGGUGGUAAAAGGUUCCUCCGGCGCCCCUUUGCCGUGUGCGCAUGGUGUCAACUUUCCCCCUCAGUUUCUGGAGACUGUCAAAGCAGGAAGACCACAUGCCAAGUUGCAAGCUUGACACCAGCUUUUCAAUCUGGACUGCAUAAGCUAUCCGUUCACAAGAGCACAAGACGUCCGGCAUCAGUGGCUUCCGUUGCUCCCACAGAGGGUAAAGAAAACGUGGAUAAUGUCAAAGUCGAAGCAUACCUGGAGCGGAUAGCUUAUCAGGGACCGCCACCUUAUAUGGUGGAAGGAGAGGAAGGAGAAGCGCUGGAGGCUUUGCGGAGCCUGCAUUGGGCUCACCUUCUGGCGGUACCUUUUGAGAACCUGAGUGUUCACAACGGGGAGACAAUCCAGCUAGACUACGAUAAGCUGUACGACAAGAUAGUGAGGCGGAGGAGGGGCGGGUUUUGCUAUGAGAACAACGGCUGCUUUGCCUGGCUGUUGCGACAACUGGGCUACCAGGUCUCCCUCAUGUCGGCCAGCGUUUUCCAGCAGGGAGCGCAGGGGGGCCGCUUCGGCCCCGAAUAUGACCAUCUCGUCUUGAUGGUCCACAUUGGGAAGAAACGGUGGCUUGCGGACGUCGGCUUUGGCAGUAGCUACCCCGACCUCCUCGACUUCGACACUCGGGACGAACAGGUCCAAGUAACGGGCCGGCACCGCGUGCUGCCGGACAUUUUGCUGCGCGGUUCGGGGGUGUACGUGUACUGGCAGUGGAUGCCCCCCCCUGGGAGCAGCGUCCAGGCGCCCGGGGAGUGGCAACCGAGGCACCGGUUCUGCAUACGGCCGAAGCAGCUGGAGGACUUUCGCCAGAUGUGCACGUUCCACCAGAGUAGCCCUGAGUCCUUCUUCCGCAAGGGCCUUCUCGUGUCGCGGUUACGGGGGCCCGAGGAGGGGGGUGGCACGAUUACACUGACCGACAGCAAACUCAUUGUAUAUACCGCAGACACGGACGAACGCACGGAAGAGUUGAUAGACAGCCAGGAGCGCUUCAACGACGAGCUGCAAAAACACUUUGGUAUUAGCGAACCUGGCUGACUGGAGAAAAUCCGUUCUUCACGAGUUUCGACAUCGUACAAUAAUCUGCGUUUAAAAGAGAUCAGCCCAGCUGGUACCGACCGGAUUAGGCCUGCCAAUACAGCUCCUAGCGGACCAGCCAAUGCACAAGCUUGCAAGAUGAGCGUAUCAAGCCCUAGAAGGAGCAUCUAUGGUGACAUUCUUUAGAACUCUAGAAUUGCGUUUGCCGUGAGAACUGGACUUGUAAUGGGAUCCAUCUACCGCCGCGGCCGGGGAUGGUAAGAACCUCAAGAGAACUUUGAGUCUGAUCGACGCACCAAGAUCACGAACUCGUUCACCUAUGGGACGAGAUUCCCCGCUGGCACAAGGUCGACCGGCUUAGUAGAUGUUUUAGUUACGUGG